Brassica oleracea var. oleracea is the source of this 2565-nucleotide messenger RNA. RefSeq lists its product as uncharacterized. The transcript is spliced from 8 exons. Gene Ontology annotation, molecular function: mRNA binding; demethylase activity. Bases 552 to 2339 code for a protein of 595 amino acids. Lineage: Eukaryota; Viridiplantae; Streptophyta; Magnoliopsida; Brassicales; Brassicaceae. The record is from RefSeq and is a predicted model, not a curated record. Gene Ontology annotation, biological process: mRNA catabolic process.
AAAAAUGAGAAUUGAGACAGAUCUGAGGUUGUGAUCUAUCUGAUAAGCCACCGUUUUAGACUCUUGAAAACGGAUGAUGCGUCUUAACUAAGCCAAACACUUUCCUUCUAAAAAGUAAAAACCCUAGAUCUCUCUCCUCUUUCCUCUCUCGUCUUGCCUUUAAGGAAGCUUCCCUUUAAUCUAAUCUAUAUACAUGACUUACUCUUUUCCUUUAAUUCACUCAGCGUCACCUUGAAGACGUGCUUACUCGUUCCCCCCUCAGAUCUAUACUGCUCCACUCUCUUCAUUAAAACCUUCUUCACAUUCAUCGUCAUUUUUUCUUACCCCUAAUUCUUUUGUGAGUUUUCAAUUUUCAUUUCAUCCGAAAAAAUUCAUCUACUCUCCUCCUGGGUUUGUUUGAAAUUACAUUCAAUUCGAGUUUUUUUUUUUGUUUUAAAUUUUGAUUCUGCAGAUCUGUUCAAAGGUCUUGUCUGAUAUCAAGACAGAACACAAACAAAACAAAAAAAACUCUCUUUUUUUACUUCUUCUUUCCUUUAUUGUUGCCACCACCAAUGGCAAUGCCAACUGGAAACGUUGCUCCUCCGUCGGAUAAACUCAUCCAGUUUCCGCCACCCGCCGUCGCCGGAAGCUGGAUCCCCGACGAGAGAGACGUGUAUAUAUCGUGGAUCCGCGGGGAGUUCGCCGCGGCUAACGCCAUCAUCGACACGCUCUGCAAUCACCUGCAAGCGAUCGGGGAUCAAAGCCAAUACGACGCCGUGGUCUCAGCCGUCCAGCACCGUCAGUCAAGCUGGUCUCAGGCUAUCUAUAUGCAGCCUUAUUACACGAUUGCUGAUAUUUACAAGGCUCUUCAGCACGCUGCUUGGGGAUGGAAACUGAAAACGCCUCAGCAGCAACAACCUCAAAGGCAUUACAAUGCUACUGAUCAGACUGUGAAGUUUGGUGGUAAGAGAUCGGGUUAUGGAUUUAACAAGCAUCAUCAUGGUGGUGGUGGUGGUGGUGGUUACAGAGGAGCUGAAUCGAUGGCGAGAAACGGGCAUCACUUGAAUUCAGAUUCCCACAGCGUUGAAGCUAAGCUAGCAAGUGAUGCUGAGGAGAAGAGAGAUGGUAACGAGAAACCAAAGAGUGAUCGUAAAGAUGUGGAAGAAUCUGAGUCUGGUGGUGGUGAAACUCAAGCGGAGAUAGUGAACCAUGAUUCUAAAGAUAACAAUCUCAGUUCUGAGGAAAAGCAGGACGAGAAAGAUAAAGAGUAUACUGCAAGCAUGGCCAAGACUUUUGUUGUUGAAGAGAUGUAUGAAGCGAAAGUGGUUAAUGUUGUGGAAGGACUGAAGCUAUAUGAGAAUAUGGUCGAGGCAAAGGAAGUUUCUCAACUCGUUUCUAUUGUAAACAAUCUGAGAACCUCUGGAAGAAGAGGUCAACUUCAAAGUGAGGCAUAUGUGGGUUAUAAACGUCCAAAUAGAGGACAUGGACGCGAGAUGAUCCAACUCGGUCUCCCAAUAGCUGAUACCAUGCCUGACGAUGUGAGUAUCAAAGGUCGAAGAAUAGAGCCAAUCCCGUCGUUUCUUUCAGACAUCAUUGAACGUUUGGUCACGAAACAAAUCAUACCUGUGAAACCAGACGCAUGCAUCAUCGACUUCUUCAACGAGGGAGAUCACUCGCAGCCUCAUAUGUUAGCUCCACGGUUUGGAAGACCAGUUGGGAUCUUGUCCCUGUCGGAAUGCGAUUUCACAUUUGGAAGAGUCAUCGUCUCUGAUCAUCCCGGCGACUACAAGGGCUCUCUCAAGCUUUCUCUUACUCCCGGAUCGGUUCUUCUGGUGGAAGGCAAAUCCGCAGAUCUUGCUAAGUUUGCGAUUCACUCAAUCCCAAAGCAGCGGAUUCUCAUCACCUUCACCAAAUCUCAGCCGAGAAACUCCAUAACCGGUUCUAACUGGGCUCCACCGCCUAGCAGAUCUCCACCUAAUUUACACAACCGUCAACAAACCGGCCCACCUAAACAUUAUCCUGUCAUCCCGACCACAGGUGUCUUCCCACAAAACGGAGCUGUUCAACCUAUUUUCAUAUCCCCUUCUCCUCCUCUUCCCCCUCAAAUGCCUUUCCCAGGUGGUGUCCUUCCCGGGGCAACGGUCUGGCCUCAUCCACGACACCAGCAGCCACCACAUCCCAGACUGCCCGUUCCUGGCACCGGUGUGUUCCUCCCACCCGGUUCAGCUCAAGAACAGGUGUCCACAGAAAAAUCUAACGGAAGCAACGCUGCAGAGGGAAAGUUAGAAAUGAAGACUAAAGAAGAAGCUUGUAGCAGAGACGCUGCAGAGGAAGGCGGUGACAGUAAACAGAGCAAUUAGCUAAAAGAAGAGAAAGAUAGAGAGAGAAACGAGUCAGGAGAGAUUAAAUCUUGAAGCUGCAGUUUGUUAAACUGUAAAAAAGAGCGGCGAGUUCUACCAAACCUUUUGUCCUUUUUGCCACUUCAGACAUUGUUUUUAGGAGAUACGAGCAAAAUGUACCCGUUUUGACGUUUUAUACUCUCUAGAACUCAUUUUUAUCUAUUAAUUUCAGUUGCAAUUAUAAUUA